AUGGAAAACCGCUUUCAGACUCGAGGUCCGAUCUUAAUUAUCGCUUACUUUUUGCUCCAAACUUUGAUCCUCCUCUCUUCAGGCACCAUUGCGUGUUCGCUGCAAAUUCGAACUGAAAGUCUUAAAGCAAAUUUCAAAUUGCUACACAAAUCCAGAAAAACGCUAGUUCAUCCCAACCAAUUAGGGAGUGAUAGCAAUGUUCUUGAUCUUGGCCAACUUCCAAACUGCAAUGCUGAAGUCAUGCUGUCUUGUCUUGGUAUAGGCCAAAAAUUUAAGGUGAAGAGGCCAUAUCAGAAAUAG
Messenger RNA from Strongylus vulgaris, 300 nucleotides. NCBI's taxonomy places the organism in Eukaryota, Metazoa, Nematoda, Chromadorea, Rhabditida, Strongylidae. The record is from the annotation of a GenBank genome assembly.